AUGUAUUGGGGCAUUAGACCAGGCAUGUUGAAGAUCUGGUAUCGCACAAUAACAGGGAGGGUGAUUUUGUACGGGUCUUCAGCAUGGGGUAUUCAUCUCAAUGGACACCUGAGGAGGAAACUCAGUUCUAUUCAGCGUCUCGAGCUCCUAAUGAUUACUAAAGCUUAUAGGACCACCUCGACAGAUUCAUUGCAGGUGCUCGCUGGGUUACCACCAUUGGAUCUUGUUGUGGAGAGGGAGGCUGGACAAGCACGGAUCCUUCGCAUAAAGGAAGAUUUUAUCUUGUGGGGUACCCAUUACCGCGCUCGUGAUUACGAGGAUCAUUCCCCUCGUUCUCUGGGACAUCCGGCGGACAUAAAUUAUGAUGACAAGGUCACCAUAGAACCCUUAAUUCCGGCUAGGCACGAAAUGUGUGUUUAUACGGAUGGUUCAAAAACGAAGCUUGGCACAGGUAGCGGCUUCUGCGUCAUGCGAGACAAUACUAUCUGCUACACUUGGUCACAGAGGCUGUCAGAUUACAAUAGUGUAUUUCAGGCGGAACUUGUAGCAAUUAAGGCAGCAUUAGAUUAUAUUAAGCAAAAUCUAACAGGACCAGUCAGAAUACUGAGUGAUUCAGCAUCGAGCCUACUGGCCAUUAAAGAACUCAACGCAAAGCGGUUCUGUCCACAUUAUUAG
Messenger RNA from Stegodyphus dumicola, 675 nucleotides. RefSeq lists its product as uncharacterized. The record is from RefSeq and is a predicted model, not a curated record. NCBI's taxonomy places the organism in Eukaryota, Metazoa, Arthropoda, Arachnida, Araneae, Eresidae.